Cavia porcellus (domestic guinea pig) is the source of this 4069-nucleotide messenger RNA. RefSeq names its product chordin like 1 (gene Chrdl1). The record is from RefSeq and is a predicted model, not a curated record. Lineage: Eukaryota; Metazoa; Chordata; Mammalia; Rodentia; Caviidae. Bases 404 to 1783 code for a protein of 459 amino acids. Gene Ontology annotation, biological process: negative regulation of BMP signaling pathway; cell differentiation. Gene Ontology annotation, molecular function: BMP binding. The transcript has 12 exons.
GCUCUGGUGCCGAUACGGAGAAAGGGUGAGUGCUUGCACUGUUGCGUGCUUGCGGACUUCCCGCCAGCGCCAAGCGGCUGGCCUCCCCGGCCAAGUGGGGAGAGGGCAGGCGGGUGGGCAGGUGGCCCCGGGCCGCCGCGCCCGCGCCUUGGCUCUACCCCUGCAGCCCAGCCAGCCGCUCCCUCGUGGUGUGAGGGCGGUGAUGUUUUUUCCUCCCUCCCACUUUUGAGCACCCCCUCUCCUUAAGCUCACUCUAGUGCCCGGCCACAACCUGCGAACCCCAGACCUCUGAGGAACACCCGGGGGAGCCCUGAGCGUGUGUACACGUGACAGACGGAGACCAGCACCCAGUUUGAGUACACUACACCUUGAAGGUUCUGAGUUGCAUUUUGCAGUGGUCUCAAUGAGGAAAAAGUGGAAAAUGGGAGGCAUGAAAUACAUCUUUUCCUUAUUGUUUUUCUUUCUUUUCCUCGAAGGAAGCAAAGCAGAACAAGUAAAACAUUCAGAGACAUAUUGUAUGUUUCAAGACAAGAAGUACAGAGUGGGUGAGAGAUGGCAUCCUUACCUGGAACCCUAUGGGUUGGUUUACUGUGUGAACUGCAUCUGCUCAGAGAAUGGGAAUGUUCUUUGCAGCCGAGUCAGAUGUCCAAAUCUUCAUUGCCUCUCUCCUGUGCAUGUUCCUCAUCUGUGCUGCCCUCGCUGCCCAGAAGACUCCUUACCUGCAGUGAACAAUAAAAUGACCAGCAAGUCCUGUGAGUACAACGGGACCACUUACCAACAUGGAGAGCUAUUUGUGGCUGAAGGGCUCUUUCAGAACCGGCAACCCAAUCAGUGCACCCAAUGCAGCUGCUCGGAAGGGAAUGUAUAUUGCGGUCUCAAGACUUGCCCCAAAUUAACCUGUGCAUUUCCAGUCUCUGUUCCAGAUUCCUGCUGCCGAGUAUGCAGAGGAGAUGGAGAAUUAUCGUGGGAACAUUCUGAUGGUGACAUCUUCCGGCAACCUGCCAACAGAGAAGCAAGACACUCCUACCAUCGCUCUCACUAUGAUCCUCCACCAAACCGACAGGCUGGUGGGUUGCCCCGCUUUCCUGGGGCCAGAAGUCACCGAGGAGCUCUUAUGGAUUCUCAACAAGCAUCAGGAACUAUUGUGCAGAUUGUCAUUAAUAACAAACACAAGCAUGGACAAGUGUGCGUUUCAAAUGGAAAGACCUAUUCCCAUGGCGAGUCUUGGCACCCAAACCUCCGUGCAUUUGGCAUUGUAGAGUGUGUGCUGUGCACUUGUAAUGUCACGAAGCAAGAGUGUAAGAAAAUACACUGCCCCAGUCGGUAUCCCUGCAAAUAUCCUCAAAAAAUAGAUGGAAAGUGCUGCAAGGUGUGUCCAGGUAAAAAAGCAAAAGAAGAACUUCCAGGCCAAACCUUUGAUAACAAAGGCUACUUUUGUGGAGAAGAGACAAUGCCUGUAUAUGAGUCUGUGUUCAUGGAGGAUGGGGAAACUACCAGAAAAAUAGCACUAGAGACAGAGAGACCACCUCAGGUAGAAGUCCAUGUUUGGACCAUUCGAAAAGGCAUCCUCCAGCAUUUCCAUAUUGAAAAGAUCUCUAAGAGAAUGUUUGAGGAACUCCCUCACUUCAAGCUGGUAACCAGGACAACUCUGAGCCAGUGGAAGAUAUUCACUGAAGGAGAAGCUCAGAUCAGCCAGAUGUGUUCAAGCCGUGUGUGCAGAACAGAGCUUGAAGAUUUAGUCAAGGUUUUGUACCUGGAGAGAUCUGAAAAGGGCCAAUGUUAGGCGAGUCAAAAAGUAUUAGAUAGGGUCAAGCAAGAAAACUCAAGCUGCAGCUGGACUGUCAGCUUACUUUGCUUAAUUCAACAGUACCCUAUAAUGCCAAACUUGAAUGCAGUUAUUCACACCAUGCAUAGCAUAACUUGCUCCUUUAUGUGGAGUGGUGUGUCAGCCCUUAUCCACCUCCUCUAAAGAGACUAAAGAAUCUUGAAUGAUUUGUGGGAAGAGGAGGGAUCGAACACCACCACACAGCUCUAGUUUCUUGGAGAAUCACAUUUCUUUACAUGCUGAAGAGCAAAUGAAACCACAGAGUUUCUAUCUAAAAUGUUAUUCAAAUGAAAGAAAGAGAAGGGAAUUGAUUAGUAGGAAUUCUGGAGAAUAGAGCGAUUAUUCAUAUGAAAUGAUACUGUUUGAAUGUUAGAAAGUCUUUUGUUCUUUAAAAGAAAAUUAACUGCCCAUAUGCACACACACACACACACACACACACACACACACACACACACACACAAAGAGAGAGAGGGAGGGAGAGACAGAGAGACAGAGAGAGAGAGAGAGAGAGAGAUAAAACUACAGCCUCUGCAUGGAGACAAAGCCUACAAUCUGCCUUUCUCUGCCUGAAACACCUUGGAGGUGAUCUGCACCCAAGAGGAAAAAUAAAGCCUUUUAAGCAAAAGGCUCUGUUCUUAGGCCUUUGAGAUGGCUCUUGAAUUCAGCAACUAUAGUGGCAGGGUAAAGUAUAAAAGCACCAUUUCUGGCCUCAUCCACUUUAAGGUGAUAAAUAACUUUUCCCUACUGAUAGAACUUCUUUUUUCCCCUAUGAAAUCUCCAAAAAGAAAUUAGAUCGGGUAAUAUCAGAAGCUGAAUCGAUAUAAACAAAGUAAUUGUUGAAAAAAGGAACUGAUAAAAGUCAGAAAGGUUAUCUUAUUGUUUUGAUAGCAUAAAAAUCUACCAGUUAGUAAAUCAACAUUCAGUAAUUUUCUUGAGGCUGUACUUGUGUAGCCAGAAAAUUUAGGCUGGAUUAUUAAAUUCUAGACAACCCUUAAAAGGGCUGUUUUCCUUCUUCAAGAUUUGAGAUUUCACUGUGCAAACAGGCUCAGUCUUCAUGAGAUUCUGAAUGUUGGUUCUUCAGUUAAGAGAGUUACUGUUUGUUUAAGGAGCUGAGAAUUCUGAUAAAGCCCCUUAUCCUAAAUAUCUGUACCAUUUUCAUCUUAUCCAACAAGCGCAAAUUUCCACUGGUAUUCUAGAAAAGACCGUUCAUAAAAUGUCUAUGUGCAGUACCAUACAAGAGCAUAGAUAAUCAAUUCUGAAGUCUGGAUUUAGACAUCAUCUCUGUGGGAAGACUAAAUUUUUCACAAAAAAGAACCUCAAGCAUGCAUCUGGAUUUGUCCUCUCUGAGGGUCAUAAUGAACUCUAAUGAGUAUUAAUAGAAGUAUUGAGGACUCAGAAAUCCCAUAUUUCCCACUCUAUGAUGAUGGGGGAGAGAACAGUUUUCCCUUAAUGUAUUUGACAUCGAUAGGGAAAAAUGUAAAAGGCCCAGUAUUAAUGGCAAUCUGCCAUAAAAGAGUAUGUUUCUGUAAAAGAGACAUAAGGACCUCAUGGCAAGGAAUUCAUGGGGCAUUCCUUACCCCGUCCCACCACACACAUUCUCUUUUGGAGAGGAAGGUAGGACAUCCUGGGCUGAAAAGCCACAAAGCAUUAUUGAAAGGGGAGUCACGGUGCUUGACAGCUGCUGCCUCCCUUUCAAUGGCAGUCAUUUCCGUAGCAUAGAGACCACUAGCUGGAUCCUGAAGCAAAGUGGUGAUUCCACUUCUAGAUGCUUCACCCCAAAGGCUUCCCAGGGCUUCUCUGAAUGAUCAUCCUUAAAGUGACACCCAGAGAGCUUCCCUAGAUAAAUGCCUGACUCUUGGUGCUGGGACACAUCUUCCCAGAGUGUUGUGGGAAGCAGGAGUUGGUGAGCUAUUUCAAUGAUCAUAGAAAUCUUCCAGUGUUUGGUAUUGUGUAGAGAGUAGGUCUUAGGAAAAAGGCCAAGCCACCUGUAGUUAGUAGAGAAAAUGGAUGUGGUUCUUCUUGUGUAUUUAUUUGUAUCAUAAACACUUGGAACAACAAAAACCAUAAGCAGCGUUUCACAGUAACAGCCAUUUUCUAGUUAACUCAUGUAAACAAAUAAGAGUAACAUAACAAUAUUACCCUUUCACUCUUCUCAUAGGACAGGUACCUCAGCAUGGUACUUAUUUAUGUAGUCACUGUAUUUCUGGAUUUCUAAAUUAAUAAAAAUUUUAAUUUUGAAAAGUA